GUGCAGGAGUUCGAGCAUGUGAACGGGAAGCUGAGUUCUCCGGAUCUGAUUCCCAUCGGAAUGGAGCUGAAAAAACUGACGGAGAGCGUCUCCUCCGAUCCCAACACCCCUGUGCCAGCGAGCCCUGUCGCCACUCAGCCCGGCACCCCCGUCCCUCCAGAGAAGAGCGAGUCUCUACUGGGGAACGCAGAGGACAAGGAGACCACAGAGCAAGACAGCAAGAAACUGUCAGAGCAGGAGACCUCCAGCUCGGAGCCGGCAUCUGUACCUGAGAAGGUAGCUGACAGCGAGGAGAGCAAGGCCAGCUCAGAGGAGAAAACGGGAGAUGAGAGGGACAGAACCGAGUCGCCCUCCACAAAGACGGAGCCAUCUGCCAACCCCAAAGAGUCGGCUUUGAAGCAGGCAGAGCUGUCAUCCGCUCAAAUCUCACCUAAAAUGGAUCCCUGCAGAGACUCAGAAAAAGGAGAUAAUGAUUUUCCUCUAGCAAAAAGUGAAGACAAGGAAAAUAAGCCAGACGACGUGAAGAGCGAAGACGCGUUGGAGGGUCGGUUAAACGGAGACAAGGACACUUUGGAGGAGCUGGACGAGAGCAGGAAGGAAGACAGAAAUGGAUUCAAAGCCAAGUUCAUGUUUAAUAUUGCUGAUGGAGGUUUUACAGAGCUGCACACCCUGUGGCAAACUGAAGAGCGAGCCGCGCUGUCCUCUGGAAAGAUGCACGACAUCUGGCACCGCCGCCAUGACUAUUGGCUGUUGGCUGGCAUCGUAACACACGGCUACGCUCGCUGGCAAGACAUUCAGAAUGACCCACGCUAUGCUAUCCUGAACGAGCCCUUUAAGACUGAGAUACAUAAGGGCAACUACCUAGAGAUGAAGAACAAGUUCCUGGCUCGCCGCUUCAAGCUGCUGGAACAGGCUCUGGUGAUCGAGGAGCAGCUGCGGCGGGCGGCCUACCUGAAUAUGACCCAGGACCCCAGCCACCCGGCCAUGGCUCUCAACACUCGCUUUGCUGAGGUGGAAUGUCUGGCCGAGUCCCACCAGCACCUGUCCAAAGAGUCUCUGGCUGGGAACAAGCCGGCCAACGCCGUGCUGCACAAAG
Messenger RNA from Paralichthys olivaceus (Japanese flounder), 1096 nucleotides. The record is from RefSeq and is a predicted model, not a curated record. Lineage: Eukaryota; Metazoa; Chordata; Actinopteri; Pleuronectiformes; Paralichthyidae.